Triticum urartu is the source of this 2045-nucleotide messenger RNA. The record is from RefSeq and is a predicted model, not a curated record. NCBI's taxonomy places the organism in Eukaryota, Viridiplantae, Streptophyta, Magnoliopsida, Poales, Poaceae.
AGCAGCGGAAAGGAAGGACAGGCCGAACCUGUGAUGGACAGAUUUUUCGCUUGGUAACAGAGCCAUUUUACAACGCUUUUCCUGAUCAUGAAAGCCCUGCCAUUUCAAUGUUAUCCUUGAGAGACCAAGCACUCAUGAUAUGUUGUGCAGAUUCCAUAGCUAUGAAUGACGACCCCACUGUGCUGCUGCAAAAAAUUCUCAAUCCACCGGAAUCCAGUGUUAUUAAAGAUGCACUAGAUACUCUUGUUCAAAUUGAUGCAUUUCAGCCAGCAUUCCCUGGAGGGUAUCAUCCCAGAUUUUAUGGCUAUUUGCUCGAUAGUUUGCCGUUAUCAUUUCAUGCUUCUGUUCUUACCCUGAAAUUUGGUGAGAUGGGGUAUCUCCAUGAAGGAAUCCUGAUAGGCAUUAUGUUGGACAUUCAACCACUUCCUGCACUGCAACCUUUUGGUGAUCAAGCAUUGCGCAAGAAGAUUAGAGAUGAUUAUUUUGAUGAACGUACCUUCCAAAAAAUUGGCAAGAAGGAAGCUACACUAAUCGCAAAUCUCCGGGCAUAUCAGUUUUGGCAGCGUAUGUUUAAGGAUAAGUUUCGUCUGGAGUACCUGACAAAUGUCUCCAAGAACCAAGAAUCAAAUGCAUGUGAGAUCUUGAAAGUUGAACAAGAAUGGUGUAGAUUACACAAUCUCGUGCUUAAAGCACUUAACAACAUCUCCAAAAUUUAUGAUGAUAUUAUGAGCACACUGCACCGGUUUAGGCCUCAAUUUCUUCUGGAAAUCAAUCCUCCAAAGUACCUUCAGACCUCUGAAUUCCACCAUGAAUGUCGUGAUACUGAAUUGCCGGAGCCAGAUCAUAUGACUUCACUCCCGUUGGAAACUGACAAUUCUCACUUAGAUUCACAGAGGUGUGCUGCAAUCCCUUAUAUUUCUGCAACUGAUUUUGGAGCCACUGACAUUGUUAAUACCCUCAUGAAGGUUACUGAAAAGAUGAAGAUAGAACUUGCAGAGACGUGUGUGGACUACCAUGAUGGAUCUAGUGAAACAUACAGAGGACCUCUUAACAAUUUAUCCAAUGCCUCAAAACGAGCAUGCAAGUUCUUCCUCACAUUAAAGGGUUGUAGAAAUGGCGACUCUUGUCCAUUUGCACACAAUCUUGGCUCUUUGAGCUCUUCAUCUGUUACUUCUAAAAUGAAUCCAGAAGAUCCACCAUGGCCGCAGGCUGACAUAGGUUGGAGGAAGUUAGUGACUGGAGGUGAAAAUGGUCACAUUCUUGUCGUGAAUGACAGAACUCUGAAGUUUUCCUCUCAACUUCAUAACAUGGUUGACAUUACACCUGAUCUGCAUUUGGCUGAGCGUAAUUUAGUUGCAAACAAUCUCAGAAUAGUCCAGAAUGUCGCUGAUCCUUCUCAUCUAACUAUUGGAGAUGAACAUGAACUACCAGUUCCUUGGACGAGACUAAAGCGAAUUAUUUUGGUAGAUGAUUAUGAUUCUGGUGAAACACUCAACCACCAAGUCUUGCAGAAGUUCUUUGAGAAUAUUGCCAUCAAGAUAUUGUCAGGACCAUUAUCUAGUGUGCAGAUCAUCUUGAUCAUGAGUAACACAAAGUUUGUUAAGAUACAGGUGGAAAAGUUGGCAAGGGAGUGUUUCUUCAUUCUUGGUGAAUCAUUCCUGUUAAAUGUAGCGCCUCUUAAGUGGUCACCGAUCAUGGGCAUCCGUCAACUAGAUGGGCAGGUAGCAGGACGAGUUGCUUACGUUUUCAACAUGCAUCCUCCUUCGGGGGCGGGCAUUCGGCGGGGCGAUUUUGCAACACAACAGAGCGCCAAGUCCUCUGCAGAAAGCUAGGUCAAAUCGUUAGCUUGGUCAUACGCAUUGUAAUAGCUAGGUCAAACCGUUUUGCAAGUUGUAAGUAGUUCUUUGAUCAGGUCACCUUGUACAGAAAUAUUAUGGCAGAGUAGCUACGAUGGGUACAGUAAGCACUGUUGCGCUGCAACUGCAAACUUGGGUUUAAAUGUCGUCGCUGCUCUAAUUUUUGUUAGACGUCCAAUUAUCAUGGAA